AUGACAGGGCUGCCGGAGAAUACCGAGAUGACAGCGAUUGAAAAGACAAGCAAGAGGAGAAAGGGAAGCAAGAAAAGGAGGAGGCUGGUGGACGGAUGGAUGGCUGGGCUGCCGAUGAAGACGGAGAGGACAGCGAUUGAAACGCCAAAUGGGACGAGAAGGAGAAGGAGAGGGAGGAGGCUGGUGGAGGGGUGGGUGGGCGGGCCUUGGGAGAAAUCCACAUCGGCGUUUCAGUGGGUAAACGAGGCGGGCAAUAAAGAGGAAAUUCUGGGCGUGGAGGCGGGCAGUAAAGAGGACCCGCGAAGAUACUACCAAUGGCAGUGGCCCGUUGAGAGGCUCGGCGCCAGCUGGCAUGGCAUGUUCAUGCGGGGCGACGCCGGGUACGACAUCAAGAACACCCCUUCGUGCCAAGGCAUCCUCCCCGAAUCAGCCUAUGUCAACGCCCCCAUAUGGGGCUCGGACGCGGGUGCCUCCGAGCUCAAGCUUCUCAGGAAGUUGCAGCGCCAGCAGGAGAAGCAAAAUCACGAGCCCAUACCUCAAGACCAGCAGGAGAAUCUCCCCCAAGACCAGCGGGAUUUCAUGCUGAAGGAGCGCUGGCUCAUUUGGAUGCCGCGCUUUGGGCUGGGGAACUCUCUGAGGGCGUACACUUCGGCGUUCAUCUUUGCUUUGCUGUCGGGACGGAGGCUGCUGCGUUGGCACGGGGGAAACCACAAGCAGGUCUUAGAUCGAUUGUGUAAUGCAUUCUACUGUGGAAUAGACGAGUUGCAGUAUAAAGGGGAUAUCGGCAGGCAUGCAAAGCUCAUGGAUUCACGGAAGCUUGAGAUGCAUGGCUUUGACUACAGCCCGAAUGUUGUGGCUGUCUACUCAGGCAAGUUCUUCGACAGAUUGUGGCGUGGCGACCCUCAGAUCAACCAGUGCGUGCACAGCGCCUUUGCCUGCCGCACCAUCUGGUGCAUUCGCUCCAAAGUGCUCUCCCUCCUCCUCGGCAAGGGCCCCAAGCCGGGGGUGCAAGAGGUGGUUGAUAGGGACCUCAGGGUGGUGCCGCCGCUGGUGCCCCCGUUGGUGCUCCGAGGGGAAGAGGUGGGGAUGAAGGAGGGGGAGGCGACAGGAGGCAAGGGCCCCAAGCCGGGGGUGCAAAAGGUGGUUGACAGGGACUUGAGGGUGGUGCCACCGCUGGUUCUCCCAGGGGGGGGGAUGGGGACGGAGGAGGGGGAGGUGGAUGCAGGGACGAUGGAACCACAGAUGGUUAAGAAAGGGGAGGGGCUGCGGCUGCAGUUUGACCUGGCGUUGCACAUCCGUGGACAUGCCAUGUGA
Closterium sp. Yama58-4 is the source of this 1314-nucleotide messenger RNA. Lineage: Eukaryota; Viridiplantae; Streptophyta; Zygnematophyceae; Desmidiales; Closteriaceae. The record is from the annotation of a GenBank genome assembly.